Messenger RNA from Sinocyclocheilus rhinocerous, 2664 nucleotides. RefSeq names its product collagen alpha-1(XIII) chain-like. NCBI's taxonomy places the organism in Eukaryota, Metazoa, Chordata, Actinopteri, Cypriniformes, Cyprinidae. The coding region runs from base 333 to 2252 and encodes 639 amino acids. The record is from RefSeq and is a predicted model, not a curated record. The transcript is spliced from 37 exons.
GGUCCCGUGGUGAGCGCUGCAGAGCCGCGUAGUGUGUGUCAGGUUUCAUUCUGAGAGAGACUCAAGCGCGCAGCAGUCAGACAAACCCGUCAAAUGGCACGACUGAAGCACACGGACUCCCACUAGAGCCGGAGAUCACUCAACAGUCAUCUCCAUGCACUUGUAUGAGCAGCAUGCCUCUGUUGAGGUCGUUUUGAAGAUUGAUAUUUUCACGUGAAAAGCGGUUUAAUUGCCUGAAAGGAGAACUUUAAUCAGUUUAUUUGAGCACGACCCCCGUUCAGCGUGAUAAAGUGCCGGAUAAACAUCAAAUUGCCUACAUAAGUCUCACAGACAUGGAGGACAUGAAAUUGCGAGUAUCACCUCAUUCCAGUCGGGAGAGGACCUGCGUUCAGCAUCCUUGCCAAAAGCGCCUUUUGACGAACUGGAAGGACGUGUGUGCAAUCUGCGUGUGUUUGAUCUCGUUUGGAGUUUGUGUGUUGCUUUACCUGAGGACGUCAGAUCUGCAGUCCAGGGUGCUCAGUUUGGAAAAGGACAGAGAUCCUCGUAUCUCCAGUUGGAUCUCUCUGGAACAGGUGGAGCCCGUCCUGUGGAGUCGACUGGAUCAGAUAUUAGAGGAGAAAUUAGCAGCACGUCUACCGAAGAUCCGGGCGGCUCGGGAUGCUCCUCAUAACUGCAUCUGUCCACCAGGUCCUCCUGGUCCACCUGGACGAUCAGGCUUUCCGGGAGACAAAGGAUCAAUGGGCAUUCCUGGAAGAAUGGGCUUAAAGGGAAACCUGGGGGAGAAGGGAGCGCCAGGAGAGCCAGGUCUGUCUGUCAUUGGCCCACGAGGACCUCCUGGACAACCCGGUACUAGAGGAUUUCCAGGCUUUCCGGGCCCCAUCGGCUUGGACGGGAAACCUGGACAGAAUGGUCCAAAAGGUGAUAUGGGUCCUCGUGGUCCUAAAGGAGUACCAGGUGAACCUGGUCCAAAAGGAGAGAAGGGUGUAUGUGGUGACUACACUCACAGGAAACGCCGUAUUGUCAACGCCUGUGCUGGAGGACAGGCCACACAGGGCGAGCCCGGAGCGCAAGGACCACCGGGACCUCCUGGCCCCCCAGGGCCUCCAGGGAAUCCUGGCCUAACUGGUGCUAGUGGGCCCCCGGGUAAACCCGGAGAACCUGGAAAACCUGGAAAAGACCCAAGGAUGCUACCGGGGCUGAAGGGUGAACCCGGUGUACCUGGCCAAAAGGGUGGUCAUGGUGAAGCUGGUCCAAGUGGACCUGAAGGCCCCAAGGGAAUUAAAGGAGAUGAAGGAAUGAAGGGAGAGAAAGGCGAGCCUAGUGCUGCAGGAACUGGCAUUAAAGGAGAACCAGGUGCCCCAGGACAGCCAGGACAAGCUGGGCCCAAGGGUGAUCCUGGCCAGGAAGGCCCAUCUGGACCAAGGGGUCCACCAGGUCCAACUGGGGAGCCAGGAAAAACUUUAAUCAACAACAAUGAAAAUGAUAUUCGCAAUGUGCAUUUAAUGGGCCCUCCUGGUCUACCCGGACCUCCAGGGCUUCCUGGCACCCCCGGUUUGAAGGGAGAUGUAGGACUUCCAGGUCCUCCUGGUCUUGAUGGGGAAAAGGGUCCAAGAGGAAAGCCAGGAGAACAGGGACCCAUCGGCCCUCCUGGACCUGAGGGACCACAGGGAGAAGGAGGAGUCAUGGGCUUGUCUGGGGCAAAAGGACACAAGGGAGACAUGGGCCCCUCAGGAUCACCUGGUCAAAAAGGUGAACCUGGGGAGAAAGGGGAUAAAGCAGAGCUGGUCUAUGGGCCCGCUGGACCUCCAGGACCUGCAGGGCCAGUUGGGCCAAUGGGACCUCCAGGUUUGUCAGGACCAAAGGGAGAACCAGGAAUAGGCCUGAGAGGAGAGAAGGGAUCACCUGGACAGAAAGGAGAGAAAGGAGACAGGGGCCAUCUUGGACUCCCUGGUCUGAUAGGACCAGCUGGAGUGUCUGGGCCUGCAGGACCAAAAGGAGAAAUGGGGGAAAAGGGUGAUAUGGGAGUAGCUGGACCAAUUGGGCCUCAAGGCAUCCCUGGUUUAGUAGGACCACUGGGAUUAAAAGGAAACCGGGGGGAAAGGGGCAAGAAAGGCAACAGGGGGGCCAAAGGGGAUAAGGGAGACCAAGGAGCCCCGGGAUUAGAUGCCCCGUGUCCGUUGGGUGAUGAUGGUUUGCCAGUACCAGGGUGUUGGAAUAAAGGUCAGAAUCCGUUCCAGCUAGCCAAGAAGUAACCCUGUAGUGAAAUCCACAAGGUUCUGGUUCGAUUUUCUUCAUAAGCAACACAAAAACUUGAAGAGAUUUUGGGAGAUCUUUAAGUAUGGCCUGCUCUUUGGUGGCUGUUGGAAGGAUUUUGUUUCCUGUAUAAGCGUCCUAUAGUACUGAGAGACUCCAGAGGGCGGCAGAUGUGAGCAGACUGACACUGACUGGACUACAGAAAAGACGAUAAUGCAAAAGUAGCCUGUCGUUUUUAGACCUUUUUCUUUCUCUUCAAUAUUAUUCACUAUGUGAAAGAAACAUUUUAGCACAUUUCGUUCCUUGUUGAUGACGAUGUUAAAUAAUGUUUGUGAUCGGAGGAUCCAGCGCAGCUCGUUGAACAUGCAGAUGUGCUCUGAGUGUUCUUGUGUUUCCAGACAAAACCAAAGA